Messenger RNA from Eimeria necatrix, 1368 nucleotides. Its product is annotated as phosphatidylinositol 3-and 4-kinase domain-containing protein, putative. The record is from RefSeq and is a predicted model, not a curated record. Lineage: Eukaryota; Apicomplexa; Conoidasida; Eucoccidiorida; Eimeriidae.
AUGGGGCAGUGCAGCAGUUCCACGGAGGAUGGGCAACAGGAGAAGCAGCAGCAGCAGCAGACCAGCAGCAGAGACGCGGGAGAGGAGAUAGAGACCUUCUGGCUGCUGCUGCUGGACGCUUUGCUUCUGCUGCAGCGCAACGGCUGGCCCUGCCCUCCUUGCUGCACAAGAAACUACAGCAGCAGCAGCAGCAGCAGCAGCAGCAGCAGUAGCAGCAGCAGCGGCUGCCCAUUCGACGCCUGGCUGCUGCAGCUGCAGCAAGGAAGCAGCAGCAGCAGCACAGCUAGGGAUUUGCAGCAGUUGGCAAGCAGCUUUGCUGGAGCUGAUGCUGCAGCAACAGCCCCCGCAGCAGCAGCAGCAGCAGCAGCAGCACAAGAAGCGCAUAUGCCGCAGCACUUGACUGUGCUCUCGCAGCAGCAGCUGCAGCUGUUGCUGCUGCCGCUGCUGCGGGCUCUUAUUGACUGUGGUGGCUGCUUGGGGCUUCCUCUAAUAAGCCCAGCUACUGCAGCGCAGCAGCAGCAGCAGCAGAUGCAGCAGCAGCUGCAGCAGCAGCAGCAGCGAAGCUUCUUUGAGGCCCCUGCCAACAGCAGCCUCCUGCUCUGUCUCAGCGACAGUUUCAGCAGCAGCAGCACGCAGGAAUCAGCAGCAGCAAGACCGCUGCUGCAGCAGCGGCAGCAGCAGCUGCUGCUGCAGCAGGCCCCACUUGACUGUGGACGCCCUUUUUCUCCUGCAGCAGCAGUGCUUGGGGCUUCCUCUAAUAAGCCCAGCUACUGCAGCGCAGCAGCAGCAGCAGCAGAUGCAGCAGCAGCAGCAGCAGCAGCGAAGCUUCUUCCCCUGCCAACAGCAGCCUCCUGCUCUGUCUCAGCGACAGUUUCAGCAGCAGCAGCACGCAGGAAUCAGCAGCAGCAAGACCGCUGCUGCAGCAGCGGCAGCAGCAGCUGCUGCUGCAGCAGGCCCCACUUGACUGUGGACGCCCUUUUUCUCCUGCAGCAGCAGCAGCAGCAGCACCAGCACGAGCCGGAUUGUACGAUGACCAUUUUGGCUCUGCUGCACGGCUUCACAAUGGGCAGCAGCAGCAGCAGCAGCAGCAGCAACAGCAGUGGCAGUAGCAGCAGCAGCAGCUUAGCUGCAGCAUCGCAGCAGCAGCUGCAGCAGCUUCUGUCUCUCUGCAGCAGCAAAACUCCUCCCCACUUGCUGCCUCUUGCUUUGUGUCUCUCUUCCUUCCCCUUUAUUUCUUCUGCUCAAACGGGGGCCCCUGGGGGGCCCCCAGGGGCCCCCAGGGGGGCCCCCCAGGGGCCCCCUGGGGGCCCCCGGGGGCCCCCUGGGGGCCCCCAGGGGCCCCCUGGGGGUAGGUUUUCUAAACCCUAA